This is a messenger RNA of Trichosporon asahii var. asahii CBS 2479, 963 nucleotides long. Its product is annotated as xylosidase, putative. Gene Ontology annotation, biological process: carbohydrate metabolic process. The transcript is spliced from 2 exons. The record is from RefSeq and is a predicted model, not a curated record. NCBI's taxonomy places the organism in Eukaryota, Fungi, Basidiomycota, Tremellomycetes, Trichosporonales, Trichosporonaceae. Gene Ontology annotation, molecular function: hydrolase activity, hydrolyzing O-glycosyl compounds. The coding region runs from base 1 to 963 and encodes 320 amino acids.
AUGCCCGAGCCCCUCGUCAAGCACAUCUACACUGCGGACCCGUCCGCGCACGCGUUUGCGGGCAAGAUCUACGUCUACCCCUCACACGACCGGGAGACGGACAUUCAGUUCAACGACAACGGAGACCAGUACGACAUGGUCGACUACCAUGUCCUCUCCAUGGAUGAGGUUGGCGGAGAGGUCACCGACCACGGCGUCGCGCUCUCUGCCGAGCAGGUGCCCUGGGUCGACAAGCAGAUGUGGGCGCCGGACUGCGCCGAGAAGAACGGAAAGUACUACUUCUACUUUCCUGCGAGGGCCAAGGACGGCAAGUUCAAGAUGGGCGUUGCCGUCUCCGACAAGCCCGAAGGGCCCUUCACUCCCCAGCCGGAAGCUAUGAAGGGCUCGUUCUCGAUCGACCCCGCGGCGUUCGUCGACGACGAUGGUGAGGCGUACCUCUACUUUGGCGGACUGUGGGGCGGACAGUUGCAGUGCUACAACUCGGACGGCACUGAGUGGGACGGCUCGAAGCAGGGGCCACAGGAGCCGACGGAAGGCGACGCUCUCGGUCCCCGUGUCGCCAGGCUGACGGACGACAUGCUCGAGUUCGCCGAGCCCGUGCGCGAGAUCAGCAUCACUUACCAGGGCAAGCCAGUACCGGCCUCUGACCACGAGAAGCGUUUCUUCGAGGCGGCGUGGAUGCACAAGCGUAACGGGAAAUACUACUUCUCCUACUCGACUGGCGACACGCACCUGAUCGCUUAUGCGACGGGAGACUCGCCAUACGGUCCCUUCGAGUACCAGGGCACCGUGCUCACGCCUCCGAUCGGAUGGACGAACCAUCACUCCAUGGUCCACUUCAAGGGCAAGGACUACCUGUUCUACCACGACUGCUCGCUCAGCAAGGGCGUCGACCACCUGCGCUCGGUCAAGGCCAAGGAGAUGAAGUUUGACGGAGACAAGAUCGUUACCAUGGACCCGUAA